Cicer arietinum (chickpea) is the source of this 1422-nucleotide messenger RNA. Lineage: Eukaryota; Viridiplantae; Streptophyta; Magnoliopsida; Fabales; Fabaceae. The record is from RefSeq and is a predicted model, not a curated record.
CUAAGAAUCCAAAUUAAAAACCAUUUUUUUAAAUAAAAAAAAAAAAAAGAGAAACGUCUUGAUUAAGAUGUUGACAUGAAUUGUGUUUACUUCCUCUACUCAUUUUCGACUAUGGCAAUAGUAGCUGUCAUUGCUGGGCAAUGUUUCUACAAUUACAAACUUCAAUUUUAUUUUCGUCUUCUUAAACAUUAUUUGUAAACUUGUUAAUCUGGUUCUAAUUAUUAGAAACUUUUUAGGGAUGUUUUUGGUUUUAUCUAUACGUAAAAUUUGUCUUUUCAAUAGUAGCAAAUGUCUCAGGAACAUUCAAAUUAUAAUGAUAUUAAACCCGUAAAUAUGAAUCAUGAUGCAUUUUUUUAUAUGAUUUAACUUCACACAACAUUUUUCUUGUUACGCAGGAAAAGUUAUGAAUAUCAAUUAAUUGGGAGUAUCUUUAAGGAAGUUUCCCUAAAGAUUAACCGUACAAUGUUAUAUGUUGCGGAUUACCCAGUUGGAUUGGAGUCUAAGGUGCUGCAAGUGAAUUCUCUUCUGAAGAAUCAGUGUGAUGAUGAUGUGGCCCACAUGGUAAGUAUACAUGUCAUUGGUGGAAUUGGUAAAAGCACUAUUGCUCGAGCCGUAUAUAAUUCCAAUAGUGAACAAUUUGAUGGUUUCUGUUGUUUUCUUGAAAAUGUGAGAGAGAAGUCAGUUAAACAUGGCUUACUACAUCUCCAAGAGACAAUUCUUUUUGAGAUACUUGGUGACAAUACAACCAGGUUAGGAAAUGUGUCGAAUGGAAUGUCAAUAAUACGUCAAAAGCUCUCCCAUAAAAAGGUUCUUUUGGUUCUUGAUGAUGUUGACAAAAUAGAGCAGGUUAAGGCUGUCGCUCGAGCACCUAAUUGGUUUGGUUAUGGUAGCAGAGUAAUCAUUACGACUCGAGAAAAAUCUUUAAAAAUACAUCCUUGGGUUAAAAGAAGUUAUGAGGUGGAGGAAUUGAAUGAUGAAGAAGCUUGUAAAUUGCUUAGUUGGAAUGCUUUCAAAACCGACAAAGUUGAUUCAAAGUACACCAACAUUUUAAACCGUGCAUUGCGUUAUGCUUCUAAACUCCCUUUGGCCUUGGAGGUAGUAGGUUCCAACUUGUUUGAAAAAGGAGAAGAAGAUUGCAAACUUAUAUUGGAUCAGUAUGCAAGAGUUCCAGAUAAAAAGAUUAACGACAUCCUAAGAGUAAGCUUUGAUUCCUUGGAUGGAAACGAUAAGGAUGUUUUUCUUGAUAUUGCUUGUUGCUUCGGAGGGUAUAAAUUGUCAGAUGUUGAAAAUAUACUAGAUGCUCACCAUGGUUCAUCAAUGAGACUUAGUAUUGAGUCAUUGAUUGAAAAGUCUCUCAUAAAAAUUGACAAUGACCUUGUGACAUUACAUGAGUUGAUAAAAGAGAUGGGUAGAGAAAUUGUG